Molecule: messenger RNA, 1116 nt
Organism: Rhinocladiella mackenziei CBS 650.93
Lineage: Eukaryota; Fungi; Ascomycota; Eurotiomycetes; Chaetothyriales; Herpotrichiellaceae
Exons: 1
Coding region: 1-1116 (371 amino acids)
Biological process (GO): protein deneddylation
Cellular component (GO): COP9 signalosome; cytoplasm
Molecular function (GO): metallopeptidase activity; protein binding; deNEDDylase activity
Source: RefSeq, a predicted model, not a curated record
AUGUCGACCCUUUCCGCCUUGCGCACCUGGGAGGCCGAGAACAACAUCAUCACCAUCGAUCCCUCUCAAAAUGCUCUAUACAGCCUACCAGACCCGGACGCCGACAGGGCUCUUCGGAAUUCGGCACCGUGGAAGAAAGACCUCAAUUACUUCACCCAGGUCCGUAUAUCGGCUCUUGCCCUUCUCAAAAUGACCAUCCAUGCUCGUUCUGGUGGUAGCCUCGAGAUCAUGGGUCUGAUGAUUGGUUACAUCUCUGGCCGCUCUCUCGUUGUCACCGAUGCAUACAGACUCCCAGUCGAAGGAACGGAGACCAGAGUCAAUGCACACAGCGAGGCCGACGAAUACAUGGUGAAUUUCGGCAUCGCUUCUCGCGAAGGAGGAGGCCAGCUUGAAAAUGCAGUGGGAUGGUAUCAUUCACACCCAGGAUAUGGAUGCUGGCUUUCCGGUAUCGACGUCGACACGCAAAUGACACAUCAAAUGGUGAACGAUCCAUUUGUGGCUGUGGUCAUCGAUCCAGAUCGGACGGUCAGUGCCGGCAAGGUGGAAAUCGGUGCUUUCAGAACCUACCCGGAAAACCAACGACCAAAAGACAAACAAUUCACCGAUGACAGUGACGAAUUCCAGGCCAUUCCCACAGGCAAGAUUGAAGAUUUUGGAGCCCACGCCAAUUCAUACUACGCGUUGGAAGUCACCCACUACAAGUCGACUUUGGAUACUCAUCUUCUCGGCCUUCUGUGGAACAAAUAUUGGGUGUCGACCCUCUCGCAGUCCCCUUUAUUCACCAACCGUGACUAUGCCAACAAGCAAAUCGCCGAUCACGCAUUGAAGAUCCGAGACGCAGCCAAGAAACAGCGAAGCAGCGCAAGCAUGGGAAGACGAGUCCAAGAGCUAGCAGGGACCGGAGAAAAGAAUCUCAAAGUGGUCCGCGAUGGCUCUUUGGAACAGAUCGUCAGAGCAGGGAAUAAGAUCUCAUCGGAGGAAGUGACGGGUCUGUUGGCGAGUGAAGUCAAGAGGAGGUUAUUCUGGGGUGUGGUACAGGAGGCGCGAGUCAAAGCUGCUGGUCAACAAGCCACUAACGAUGCAGGGAUGUUGACGGCUGCCAGGAACGGUGGUUGA